UCUCUCUCUCUCUCUCUCCUGUUCAGCAUCCAAACAGAGCGUUGUUGUUUUUAUUGAUUUUGAUCUCAGCCUUCCAAGAUCAGACUGCAAGUUGUGGGAAAAUGGCGGUAGUUGCUUCUGCUCCUGGGAAGGUUUUGAUGACUGGGGGUUACCUAGUUCUGGAGAGGCCCAAUGCUGGGAUUGUACUGAGUACAAAUGCUCGAUUCUAUGCAAUUGUGAAGCCACUUUAUGAAGAAGUUAAUCCCGAAAGCUGGGCUUGGGCAUGGACAGAUGUGAAAUUGACUUCUCCCCAGAUGUCAAGAGAAACUAUGUACAAAAUGUCACUAAAACAUUUAACACUUCAGUUUGUCUCUUCAAGUGAAUCAAGGAACCCAUUUGUUGAAUAUGCAUUGCAAUAUGCUAUAGCAGCAGCACAUGCAACAUUUGACCAGAAUAAGAAGGAUGCAUUUCAUAAACUACUUUUGCGAGGUCUUGAUAUUACGAUCUUAGGUUGCAACGACUUCUAUUCAUACCGUAACCAGAUUGAAGCACAUGGACUGCCUUUGACAGCAGAAACUUUGGCUGCCCUUCCAUCUUUUAGUUCAAUUACCUUCAAUGCAGAAGAAGCAAGUGGAAAGAAUUGCAAGCCUGAAGUUGCAAAAACUGGAUUGGGAUCAUCUGCAGCUAUGACAACUGCAGUGGUUGCUGCUUUGCUUCAUUACCUCGGAGUUGUUAACCUUUCCCCCUUGACUAAAGAUCAACACCAAGAAAAGGAUGAUACUGUGGAUCUUGAUGUAGUGCAUGUGAUAGCUCAAACUGCUCACUGUAUUGCACAGGGAAAAGUUGGCAGCGGCUUCGAUGUCAGUUCCGCAGUUUAUGGGAGUCAACGUUAUGUUCGGUUUUCUCCAGAAGUUCUUUCUUCUGCUCAGGAUGCAGCUAAAGGCAUGCCACUGGAAGAAGUCAUUGCUGAUGUCUUAAAAGGCAAGUGGGACCAUGAACGGGCUAAGUUUUCAUUGCCUCCAUUGAUGAGUCUUUUACUAGGAGAACCAGGUGCUGGAGGAUCAUCAACACCAUCCAUGGUAGGUGCUGUCAAGAAGUGGCAGAAAUCUGACCCUGAAAAGUCUCUAGACACAUGGAGAAAGUUGUCAGAAGCAAAUUCAGCUCUUGAAAUGCAAUUCAAUAUGUUAAGUAAAUUGGCAGAAGAGCAUUGGGAUGCAUAUACGGUUGUCAUUAAUAGCUGCAGCACGCUUAGGUCAGAAAAGUGGAGGGAGCAAACUGAUGAACCGAGAAAAGCAGAAGUUGUCAAAGGAUUGUUAGGAGCAAGAGAUGCCAUGCUUGGAAUCAGGCGUUACAUGCGCCAAAUGGGGGAGGCUGCAGGCAUCCCAAUAGAACCUGAGUCACAAACACAGCUCUUGGAUGUUACUAUGAAUAUGGAAGGUGUUCUUUUGGCUGGGGUUCCUGGUGCGGGUGGCUUUGAUGCAAUUUUUGCUGUCACCUUGGCCGAUUCAAGCAGCAAUGCGACCAAAGCAUGGAGUUCUCUCAAUGUUCUGGCCUUGCUGGUGAGAGAAGAUCCUCAUGGGGUUUCUUUAGAGGGCGAUGACCCACGAACAAAGGAAAUCACAUCAGCCGUUUCUGCAAUUCAGAUUGAAUAAGCUGUAUUACUAAAGUUUCUGUAUUAAAAUUAUCAUUUGGACUCUUUAUUUGGUCCCAAAAUUUGAUCA
Molecule: messenger RNA, 1700 nt
Organism: Ilex paraguariensis (yerba mate)
Lineage: Eukaryota; Viridiplantae; Streptophyta; Magnoliopsida; Aquifoliales; Aquifoliaceae
Source: the annotation of a GenBank genome assembly